AUGGCCAUUCGGGGCGCCACCACUGCCUCUGAAAACGCCCGUGUCCCUGGGAGAGCCCCUGGUAGCCCUGCCGUCCCUGGAGAGGCUCCUGGAGGCCUCAUGGUCCCUAAAAGGCCCGGAGAGCCCCUGGGGGUGCCUAUAUUCCUUGGAGGACCCCUGGGUGCGCCGCAGUCCCUGGCAUUGCCCUUGAGGGUCCCACCGCAACUGAGAGGGCCCCUGGAAGCGUCGCUCUUCCUGGAAGAGCUCCUAGGGCCGCCACCGGGUCUGGGAGGGCCCUUCAAAGCCCCAAUGCCACUGAAAGGGCUCCUUGAAGCACCGCUGUCCCUGAGAGAGCCCCUGGGAGCGCCAGAGCCCCUGGCAGGGCCCCAGGAAGCAACGCAGUACCUGGGAGGGUCCAAGGGAGUUCCACAAUCAAUGGCAGGGUCCAUGGGUGCACUACCGUCUCUGGGAGGCCCCUGGGGGGCUGAUAUCCCUGGGAGUGCCUCUGGGAGCGCCGCUUUCCCUGGGAGAGCGCCUGGGGGAGCCUGUGGCCAUGGGAGAGCCCCUGGGGGCGCCGCCGUCCCUGGGAGGGCCCUUGAGAGCGCCGCUGUCCCUACAAGCGCCGCUGUCUAUGGGAUGGCCCCUGGGGGUGCCACCACACCUGAGAUGGCCCCUCCGAGAGCCCCUGGGGGCACUCCUGUCACUGACAGAGCCCGUGGGGCACCACCAUCCCUGGGAGAGACCUUGGAGGCGCCAGCAGCUUUACCAGAGCCCCUGGGGGCGCCAGCCCUCCUAGCACAGCCCCUGAGGGCGCCGACAUAUAUGAGAGAGCCCUUGGGGGCGCUCGCGUCCAAGGCAGGGUACCUAGGGGCGCUGACAUCUCUUGGAGGGCCCCCAGGGAGCGCCCCUCUCUCUGUGAGAGCCCAUAGGGGCGCCAGCGUCCCUGGCAGGGUUCGCUGGAUGCGCCACCGACCUUGGGAUGGCCACUCGUGA
Molecule: messenger RNA, 972 nt
Organism: Homarus americanus (American lobster)
Lineage: Eukaryota; Metazoa; Arthropoda; Malacostraca; Decapoda; Nephropidae
Product: basic proline-rich protein-like
Exons: 2
Coding region: 1-972 (323 amino acids)
Source: RefSeq, a predicted model, not a curated record